GGCCUGCGGCGUUGCCAUGGAUCUGAGCGGCGCCCUGGUUACGGCAGGAGAGAAGGGCAGGAUGAGAGGAAGCUGCAAGGCCGUGCUAAUAUAAGCUUGGUAGGAUGUCCUCGUGCCUCUACGAAUGUCUGUGUGAAGCAGGACUGGAACAGUAUUACACUCACUUCACAGCAAUGGGUUUUCUGAAGUCGCAAGACCUGGUUAAGCUGACCGUGAAUGAGUAUUCUGUGCUGGGGAUACACAAUACGCAUGAUCAAAAACGUUUAUUCCAGCUCAUUCAAAUCAUAAAAGCUGUUCAAGAAGAGGAACACGGUGCAGGUGCAAGUACUGACUGUGCCCAGGCAGGCAUACUUAAUUUCUUUGUGGAGAAAGUUAAGCCUGGCCCUCGACGACAGUUGAACUUUGAAUCUUUGUCCAAUAAUAAAAGGGACAAUGUCAGUCAGGUAUCUGAUCCCAGUAGUUAUCCUCCAUUAAUAUCUUGCGUAAAUCAACUUCAAGAUACUGCAUCAGGAUUGUUGAAGCUUCCUUCACCAGUUGACCAACUACCUGCCAAAUUAUGUCUAAAAGAUAUGCACUCUCUUCCUGAGAGAGAACAUGGUCGCCCAACAAUAUUCUUACCAAACAGUACAAGGGUUUGUGACAGUAGUGAAAUCCAAAACACAAAAAUGAUUUUGCACGUUUCAGGAUAUAAUUAUGGACUACCACAUGCUGUCUCAAGGCCUGUGAACCCUGGGAAAGAACAAUCAUGGAUGGAGAUUGAAAAAAUCCGUGUAUGUGUUAGAAAGCGGCCUCUGGGAGUACGAGAAAUGCGACGUGGAGAAAUUGAUGUUGCAAAAGUGGAAGAAAAGAAAUCUGUCCUUGUUCAUGAAAAAAAGGAAGCGGUUGAUUUGAAGCAGUACCUCCAACAACAUGUUUUUUAUUUUGAUGAAGCAUUUGAGGAGACUUGUACCAAUUAUGACGUAUACUUGAAGACUGCUUACCCCCUCAUCCAGCAUGUUUUCAGCGGUGGAAUGGCAACUUGUUUUGCAUAUGGGCAGACAGGAGCUGGAAAAACUCAUACUAUGAUUGGAACUGACCAAAAUCCAGGGCUAUAUGCACUUGCUGCUGAGGACAUCUUCAUGCAGCUGCAGACAUCUGAGCAAGACAGAGCGUUUUUCAUCUGGAUAAGCUUCUAUGAGAUAUAUUGUGGUCAACUAUAUGACUUGCUCAAUGGGCGAAAAAGGCUUUUUGCCAGGGAAGAUGGCAACCAUACGGUGCAAAUUGUGGGACUGCGUGAAAUUCAAGUGGAUGGAGUACAGUCUUUGUUAGAGGUGAUUUCUAUGGGCAGUAAAGCACGGAGUACAGGCGCUUCUGGCAUAAAUACAGAUUCCUCACGUUCACACGCUAUUAUUCAAAUCCAGCUUAAGAACCCAACUGAUACAAUUGUUGGAAGCUUAAAGAGUGUAUUCGAGCUUUGGACCAGGAGCAUCCUCACACACCCUUCAGGCAAAGCAAGCUUACACUGGUUCCUGUCCAUGCAAUAUCUAAUUUUGAAGCCAGGAUCACCAUCAUGGAAGGAAUUGGAGAUCAUGGCAGAGAAGAACAUGCUGAAGAGGGUUGGCAUCAGCAUGCAGCCAUGUUUAGCUCCAUUAAUGACUGAGAAUGGGUCAGAGGACUUGCCAUCAUCCAGAACACGUGUAUUGAAAGACUCAUUUGUUGGAAAUUCUAAGACCUGUAUGAUUGCUAAUAUUUCACCUAGCCACGUAGCCACAGAACACACACUGAAUACUUUACGUUAUGCAGACAGGGUAAAGGAAUUAAAGCGAGGAACCAAAACACCCAGCACAAUUUAUACUAGAAGUCAAGGCGUUAGAAGUCCAUCUCCAAAACGUACCAAAGAAACACCUUGUAAAAAAUGGGGAGAAAAAUCAGUACAGAAAAAUAUGAAGCUGAGAAUUGAACAGUCCUAUUGUGAGACUAAAAAUACAAUGCAGCCUAUAUCAUCAUCGGUUUUUCAUCCACCUAAUGUUCUUCACUGUUCCACACCAAAAAUGUUGAAUAAAAAUGCCCUUUCCCAGACCAGCUCAAAGGACUUGUGGCUUAGUCACACAACACCCAUUAAGGGAAUGCUUAAGAAAGGUUCCUUAGAUGUCAAAAAGAAUGCAAAGGAUAAGGGUUCAACUGAUAAGAGCAGUAUUACUAAAGAGCGUUUUCUGAAUAACCCUAAACCUGGAACGUCCAAAAGAAUUCAGUGUGGACAACGGAAUAAUUCAAUUCCAGAAAAUGAAUGUAGUGUAUUGAGAAAUGUGAAAGUUCAAGCAGUUUAUCCCAUUCAAAAAGAAAUCAUUUCAAGAAACAGAUUUCACUUUACUGAUCAGGUACCAAAGAACUAUUCACCCAAUAAAGAAAAUAAUGCUGAAUGUUUUGAAAAUGAGUGUCACAAUAGUCCAGAGUCAUCAGUCAACAUACGCUUUCUGCAAAAGGAACGGGAAAGACAUUUGCGUCUUUAUCACCAGCAACUCCAACAACUUCAACAAUCGCCAUUGAUGCAAAAGAAGCUUGGUUAUCAACCCUUGAAGGAACUUCUCGGGCAACUCUAUCAACCUAAAAUUAGAAUGGAUGAUGAGGAAACUAAAUACAUUUCCUUACUGCAGUGUGCUGCCCAAAGGUCAGAUGAUCAGAAUGAAUGUAGUAGCAGUUGUGAUUCAUUUUCUGAUUACCAAUACAUGCUCAGUAGAGAAAAUCAGACUGAUGGUAAUCAAGAUAGGUUCUGUGAAGUAUCAAAAAGAGAAUUAAGUGGAAGGAGGAAUGUUCAAGAAUCCCUGUUUCCUCAAAAUCAACAUGUUAGCCCAAGGGCAGAAGACAGCAAUAAAAAUAGUUCACCAUGGAAUACAGGAGAAGACUGCAUAGUCACCCACUCGUCAGAAAGUAACUCCAAACAAACAGCAUAUUCACACAACAAUAUUGACUGUGGUCAAGAGAACUCAAAUCAUUUAUCAUCUGACUCCAAAAUCACUCCACAGAAUAAAAAGCAAGAAUGUCUUUCAACUUAUCACCAAGAUAACAAUGCUGCUGCUUCACAGCAUUCACAAAUGAGCAGUAAUUUGUCUCUUGCUGUAGAUUUAAAAACCACUAAAGCUGGAGAUACCACUUUGUUUCAAUCUAGCAGAAAUAUUGAUUCCCAUUUGAAUGCUCAGUCUCUGUUAAAAAGGAUAACAAAAGAUGAACAGACAUGUAAUAUCACAAACAAUGUAAUUACAUCCACCGAUUGCAUUUCUGAAGAUUUAUUGAUUGUUUCAGAUAGCCAUAAUUCCGUGGAGAGGCCACCUUCAAAAAUUCCAAUUCCUACUGAUGAAGCAAUGACAAUAUCAUGUAAUCAGUGCACUGCUGAGAUGGAGGAUUCACCAGCGUGUCUCUGUAACAAAGCUGAAAUUUCAUCACCACCAACUGUUUAUUUUGGAAACUGGGUGACUGUAUCACAUGACUUUCUUGAUAAAAACCAGAAGUUUUCACCAGCUCCAUUGCUUGACAAGAAACAGCCUUGUCGCGAUCUAACUUCUAUUUUGAAUGAUGGAAUUGAAGUGCAGAAGGCUGCACGAGAUGAAAAUGACCAGUGUUCAAGAACUAACUAUGCAGAGACUUCUUGUAAAGACCUCAACGUUUUAACAACCAAUUCACCAACUUUGUCAACAAAUAAAAGGAAAGGCUUUCAAAUCCCAUCAAAUCAAGAAGUGUCCCUUGGUGCCUCACCACGGGGCAGCCCACUCUCCAAUGACAGUAGCCAGACAAGUGAAUGUAACUAUUACAAACAAGGGGUUAAAUGCUUUAACAGUGAACUCUAUGAUGCUGACACUGAAGAAGCUGAAAUUAGUUCUUCCAUUUUACACUUGAAUUGUGAUGCAUCUUCUGAGGACAAAGCCAUGUCUUGUCAAUAUUGUUCAGAUGCUGAAGAACAGAGCACUAUGGCUUCAUACCGUAACCAAAUAAGUAUUCAGGAUGGCAUUUCCACCCCAACAAUUUCCAAUGAGAAAACAGAACAGAGUAAAAGCGCUGCUAUUGAGGAAUCACAGCAACAAACAAAAGAGUUGGAAGCUGAAAGCAGUACUGAAGAGAAUCUUAACAACUGUCAUAAUGAAUUUCAACUUCGGUGUAAGUCCGAUCGUAAGGAUUUGGUAGGCAUGUUUAAAGAAAAAUUACUUCAGAAUACUUCUGUUCAGUUUAGCCAUCUUUCUGCAGAGCAAGAUUCAAUUCCUACUAUCAAAGAGUCAAUUAACGAUAAUAAAACCAACAAUGGAGCAACUGGUCAAACUAUAAAAAGUCCUUGCACAGAUGGUAGCCAAUCUACAAGUUUAAAUCCCCAGGACCUGCAGGCAGUGGAAAACAUGCAGAAACUUGUUGUCCAAGCCCAUUGUGAGCAUCUAGAAGACAUUUUAGCUCUUUUUGAAAAAGAAGAAUAUCUGCUGAACAAACUAGCUACGUUGGACUUCAAAGAUUAUGUAACACAGCUGGAAGAGAUCCUGAUGCAAAAAUCUAAAUGCAUCCAGCGCAUGCAAGGCCAAAUCCAUAAGUAUCAAAUUCAUACUGGUACAGUGUGUGACAAUUCAAUCACCAAGUCGUCUGUAUCUUAGUUUUUCCACUAUACCAGUGCCUAUAUCCAUCCUUCUUUCUACAAUUUUGUAGUGAUUGUUCACAAUUAAAUGCAAGUUACAAAAAUAAAUCUUUACACAUCUUAACAAA
This is a messenger RNA of Carcharodon carcharias (great white shark), 4716 nucleotides long. Its product is annotated as kinesin-like protein KIF24. The transcript is spliced from 13 exons. NCBI's taxonomy places the organism in Eukaryota, Metazoa, Chordata, Chondrichthyes, Lamniformes, Lamnidae. Gene Ontology annotation, molecular function: ATP binding; microtubule motor activity; microtubule binding. Gene Ontology annotation, biological process: microtubule-based movement. The record is from RefSeq and is a predicted model, not a curated record. The coding region runs from base 105 to 4607 and encodes 1500 amino acids.